AUGGCGACGGCGCGGUUGGCCUGGGCCCUGCGGGCCGCCCCUGCGGGCGGGAGGCUGCGCGGCCCCCAAGGCACUGGGGGCGCCCGGAGGCUCAGCGGCAGCACGUGGCGGCGGGCGGCCAGGGGCACCAGCCCGGGACGCCGGCUCAGCACCGCCUGGGCGCCGGCCCAGCCCGCCCAAGAGGAGGCCGAGGGCGCCGUGUACGACAUCCACUCGCCUGCAGCGGAGGAGCCGUCGUGGACACUGCCCCCCGCGCCCCCGGUGUCCCCCGACUCCCCCGGGCCCCCGGCCGGCCGCUCGCUGGUGCAGCGGGACAUCCAGACCUUCCUGAACCAGUGUGGGGCCAGCCCCGGGGAGGCGCGCCACUGGCUCACGCAGUUCCAGACCUGCCACCACUCCGCGGACAGGCCCUUUGCCGUCAUCGAGGUGGACGAGGAGGUGCUCAAGUGCCCUAAGGCCGUAUCCAGCCUGGCCUUCGCCCUGGCCUUCCUGCAGCGCAUGGACAUGAAGCCCCUGGUGGUCCUGGGGCUGCCCGCUCCCACGGCACCCUCGGGCUGUCUUUCCUUCUGGGAGGCCAAGGCACAGCUUGCCCAGAGAUGCAAGGUGCUGGUGGACGCCCUGCGGCAUAAUGCCGCCACUGCCGUGCCUUUUUUUGGCGGCGGGUCGGUGCUGGGCGCUGCUGAGCCAGCCCCUCAUGCCAGCUAUGGCGGCAUCGUCUCGGUGGAGACCGACCUACUACAGUGGUGCCUGGAGUCGAGCAGCAUCCCCAUCCUGUGCCCCAUCGGGGAGACGGCCGCCCGCCGCUCCGUGCUCCUGGACUCACUGGAGGUGACCGCGUCCCUGGCCAAGGCGCUGCGGCCCACCAAAAUCAUCUUCCUCAAUACCACGGGCGGUCUGCACGACAGCAGUAACAAGGUCCUGAGUAACGUGAACUUGCCCGCCGACCUGGACCUAGUGAACAACGCCGAGUGGGUGAGCACCAAAGAACGGCAGCAGAUUCGGCUCAUCGUAGACGUGCUCAGCCGCCUGCCUCACCACUCCUCGGCCGUCAUCACCGACGCCAGCACGCUGCUCACCGAGCUCUUCAGCAACAAGGGGUCCGGGACGCUGUUCAAGAACGCCGAGCGGAUGCUGCGAGUGCGCAGCCUGGACAACCUGGACCAGGGCCUCCUAGUGAACCUGGUCAACGUCAGCUUCGGCAAAAAGCUCCGGGACGACUACUUGGCCUCGCUGCGCCCGAGGUUGCACUCUGUCUACGUCUCUGAGGGGUACAACGCGGCUGCCAUUCUGACCACGGAGCCUGUACUUGGGGGCACCCCGUAUCUAGACAAGUUUGUGGUGAGCUCCAGCCGCCAGGGCCAAGGCUCCGGCCAGAUGCUGUGGGAGCGCCUGCGGCGGGACCUGCAGACGCUUUUCUGGCGCUCCCGGGUCACCAACCCCAUCAAUCCCUGGUACUUCAAGCACAGCGAUGGCAGCUUCUCCAACAAGCAGUGGAUCUUCUUCUGGUUUGGCCUAGCCGACAUCCGGGACUCUUACGAGCUGGUCAACCACGCCAAGGGGCUGCCAGACUCCUUCUGCAAGCCAGCUUCUGACCCAGGCAGCUGA
Globicephala melas (long-finned pilot whale) is the source of this 1605-nucleotide messenger RNA. RefSeq names its product N-acetylglutamate synthase (gene NAGS). The record is from RefSeq and is a predicted model, not a curated record. Gene Ontology annotation, biological process: L-arginine biosynthetic process; glutamate metabolic process. Gene Ontology annotation, molecular function: L-glutamate N-acetyltransferase activity, acting on acetyl-CoA as donor. Gene Ontology annotation, cellular component: mitochondrial matrix. NCBI's taxonomy places the organism in Eukaryota, Metazoa, Chordata, Mammalia, Artiodactyla, Delphinidae.